Molecule: messenger RNA, 1333 nt
Organism: Danio rerio (zebrafish)
Lineage: Eukaryota; Metazoa; Chordata; Actinopteri; Cypriniformes; Danionidae
Source: RefSeq, a predicted model, not a curated record
GUUUGUGAGAAAACCUUGUUCUGACAUGAUGCUCCGUCUGCAUUUCAACGGUUUCUCACCGAACGCUAAUGAACGAACCCAACUUGAAAGCUUUGACAUUUGGGCUUUGAAGAAGGAGUUUGAGCUGAUCUUCUGGUGUGUGUCUGUGGUUUUCUUAGUGGUCUCUGGUCUUUUCUAUUCACCGGUGUCCGGCUUGAUGCUGCGCGGAUGUGGUUUGAUUCAGUUUAAAACAGGAAACGCGCGCGCGCUCUUGUUCUGCGCGCUCAUCAUUAGUCCUCCACUCGACUAUAAGCUUUAAAUCCAUCAGACUGAGGAAGAUGGACAGCCAUGAUCGAUGAAGGCAUGAGUGGGAUCCAGAAUCAGACAGGAGUUCUGCUCGCCGUAAUUUCCGUGGCCUGUCUGGCUUGUGCUGUUGUCAUCUGUCUGUGCUGCAGAAGGAGGUCUAAUAUACAACAAGCGGACAAUGACCUCUAUGACCAAGACGGGUUUGAACAAAGCAGCACAUCUGAUGGCAAACAACCUCCAACAGUGAUAAGAUCACUCCAGACAGAAAGCGAGACUCCUUCAACCUCAAGACAUUCAACAACAAUCAGGUCCAUGAAAAAUGACAUGCCCUGGAGCUACCAGAACCUUCCACACGCUGAAAAUGGAAUCUUGGAAGCAACAUAUGUGGACCCAAUUCCAAAUCCACUUUAUGCAAACGAAGAUACAGACAAUUUGGAUACAGGAACGUACGAAAAUGUUUUUCCAACAAAGGAGGUGCAGCACGAUUCAGGUUGGUGUUUUCUUGGUUCUAGUUCAGAAAAUUUUAUUCGUAACCACUGUAGGCAAACAAAUGCUGGGUUGUUGUAUCACAAUGUUGGGUUAAAACUGAAUAAACGGAAUAUUGGGUUAUUUUUUAAUAUAUAGAAUUUAAUUAAAAUUACACUUGUUCAUCUGACCCAACACUGGGUUACAACUCAGCAUUUUUAAGUGUAUAACAUUAACAUGAGCAAAUGCUAUUGGGGAACAGUAACAAAAGCACCUUCUGCUCAAGAAGUUUCAAUACUGAAUUUAUUUAUGUAUUUUUGCUUGUUCAGUCAGGACAGGGCUUUAGUUUUUGCUGAGAAAAAUAGUUAAAAUUAAGGUGCAAGUUUGCUAGUAAAGUUGGAAAGAAAAUGUUUUCUCUAUUGUGUGUGCGCUCAACAUUUUAAGUAGCAAAGUUUUCCUAAAUAGUCCCAAGACAAGAUUGGGUGCUGUUCAGUAGUUUGAUAAAAGGUGUUGAUUCUCUUCUAAUGUUGACUACUGUAUUAUUAUCAUGAAAAAUAUAAUUAGGAAUAUUUUAAAAACACAA